Molecule: messenger RNA, 1586 nt
Organism: Siniperca chuatsi (mandarin fish)
Lineage: Eukaryota; Metazoa; Chordata; Actinopteri; Centrarchiformes; Sinipercidae
Exons: 2
Coding region: 185-799 (204 amino acids)
Molecular function (GO): nucleic acid binding
Source: RefSeq, a predicted model, not a curated record
UGGAGGAUGUAUACUAUUACGUUCACAGUAAAUUGUAAUGCAUGUAAAUUCAUCAGACAUGUUACAGUAUUUCUACAGUAGGAUCUAUUGACAGUAUACUCUGUUGCUUAGAAUUGACAGAAAACCCCGUAGUGGCGGCCUCGGCCGUGUGCUGACCGACCAGCAAGAGUUGGCAGUGGUGGAAAUGGCGAGGGCCAGGAAUGAUAUACGGCUGUCAGAAAUAAAGCAGCCAACUGAGGAGAACAACGGCACCUUUGCCAAUGUGGCAUCCAUCAGCCUACCAACAGUAGCCCGCCUUUUAAAGAGGCACCAGGUAUCAAUGAAACACAUUUACCUGGUGCCUUUUGAGAGAAACAAUGACCGGGUGAAACAACUAAGGGCUGAGUAUGUUCAGAGGGUUGUGGUGCUUGACGCUGAUGUGAACCAUCACAAGUAUAUUUUUGUUGAUGAAGCGGGCUUUAACCUUGCCAAAACUCGUCGCUGUGGACGGAACAUCAUCGGCCAACGGGCCGCUGUCCAAGCUCCUGGACAACGUGGAGGAAACAUGUCCAUGUGCGCAGCUAUCUCUGAAGAUGGUGUCGUAGGACGUAGGCCAUCACUCAGCUCCUAUAAUGCUGCACAUCUUAUUGAGUUUCUCAAUGAAAUUGAGCCGGCCUGUCAAGGUGAAGGGGUCACCUGUGUAAAUGUGUGGGACAAUGUCAGCUUUCACCACGCAGAGGUAGCUCAAGCAUGGUUUCAGGCCCAUCCUCGAUUCAUGACUCUACCUGCCUCCAUACUCUCCUUUCCUCAACCCUACUGAGGGAUGUUUUUCAGCAUGGAGGUGGAAGGUCUAUGAUCGCCAACCCUUGAGCGCGCCACCCUCCUUCAGGCCAUGGACGAUGCAUGUGAUGACAUCAGUGUUGACCAAUGUCAAGCAUGGAUUCGUCACGCCAAAAGGUUUUUUCCAAGGUGCUUGAACAAUGAUAACAUUCAUUGUGAUGUGGAUGAGAAUCUAUGGCCAAACGCUCAAGACAGGCUUGAUCUAAAUGAAUGUAAUGUGUGCACUAAAUGUUAUGUUUUGUUCUCAUUUAGUUACAUAAUAGAAAGUAUACCUAUGUUACAAUUAUAUCUGAAAAAUAAAAAAUAAUUUACCCAAAUUAUUGUAGAGGAUGUCUUCAUUGAUCCUUCACUUGAUUACACAUAGGAUGGAUAUUUUGGAAAUGAUAGAUUAUGUAAAUGUAAGUAAUGUAAGUGUAUUGCCUAAUGUGAAACUGUGUAAUCUGUCUUUUAUAGUACUGUAGCAUAUUUAUUUCAGCACUUCUAAGGCUGAUUUGAAACAUGUAUCUUGCAUUGUUUGCUGUUGGAUGAACUGAUUGUUAAAAGUACUAAACUGAAAGAAGAUCAUACUGUUGUGUUUCGGUGAAUAAACCAAAUGUUCCCUUUACAUAUUACAGUAAUCUUGUGUUUGAAACAAUGAUUAUGUGGACUGAAAACAUUCCUCCAGGUUUUGAGAGAAUGACUGAUGCGUUACAAGUGUGAUCAGUUUGGAUUUCUGUACUAAGAGUUUUGAAAAUGUACACCUUACUUGUGAAAAUAGUACCAAAGCG